AUGCAACAAUGUUUUAUAUAAGAUGAAUUUGAUGCCGAAGAUGUAAGUCCUUGGCAAGAAAUGAAUUUAUCUCCCCAACAAAUCCUUUAUAAAUCAAAUCAAUAAAAUCGAAGUUCAACAAUCUAUUCUAGCAAAGAUGAAAAGCAAAAAGUAAACAAUACAAAAACCAGUUAUUCUAAAUUAACUAAACAAACUGCAACAACUACGACUACAGAAUUUCCUAUAAGAUGCUUAAGGAAUAGAGUUAGGAGUAUAGAUUAGACUUAGAAAUAAUUUUUGAAAGCAACUCCUGUCAAAUAAUAUUGCGACUUUAAACUGUCGAAAGAGUUUUUAAUGUAUAGAAAUACAGCUGAUUUUCCUAAGCAAACUUUACCAAGGAAUUUUUUAUCCUUCUAAAGACUUAAAAAAUCUUUUAGUAGAAAAUAAACUGUUCACUCUCAAGAACUAAAUCCAUAAUUAUUAUAACUUCAAAUGCAGAUGAAAAAAAUAGAAGAAUAGGUGUAAUCACAAAAGAAAUCUUGUUGGGAAAUUGGUGCUCGUCGACUAUCUAAUCCCAAAUUUUAAACAUUUAUAAGUACUUAAGUUUGA
Molecule: messenger RNA, 588 nt
Organism: Paramecium sonneborni
Lineage: Eukaryota; Ciliophora; Oligohymenophorea; Peniculida; Parameciidae
Source: the annotation of a GenBank genome assembly